AUGACUGAUCUAAUCAGUCUCUCUGGAUGGCUCAAACGAAAGAUGUCAGUAUUUGGAAUAAAGGCGAAGAAGUGGUGCACAUGCACAUGCCAUACGUUCUUUAUUUUUUCUGACGAAAAUGCAAAAUUUCCAGAUAUGACAAUGACUAUCACAACAGAUACAAAAAUAGAGCAUGUUUGUAAAGGCAAAACUUUCAUGCUUACAGUUUGGAACUCCGACAAAGAAAAUGUCGAAUUAUAUGCAGAUAGUUCUGAAGAACUCAUGCGCUGGGGUACAGUUCUCAAAAACGCUCCAUCACAGACAAUUGUCCUCUCAAUUGAUGAUUUCACCCCAAUACGUGUGAUUGGAAAUGGAUAUUAUGGAAAAGUUAUGUUAGUCACUAAAAAAGAUACAGACGAGAAAUUUGCUAUUAAAUCAAUUCAUAAAAGUCGACUUAUACAAGAUAAAAGAAGUCAUUCUGCUCUCGCCGAAAGAAAUAUUUUACUUCGAGCGAGUCAUCCGUUCAUAGUUCAAUUAAAAUUCGCUUUUCAGACUCCAUCGAAAUUCUACUUUGGUUUAGAGUACGCUUCUGGCGGCGAACUCUUUGCCAGGGUUCAGAAAAGUGGAGGAUUAUCAGAAAAAGAAGUUCGAUUUUAUUUAUCUGAAAUUGUUCUUGCGCUUUCAUAUCUUCAUUCGCUUGGUAUUAUAUAUAGAGAUCUAAAGCCAGAAAAUAUUUUACUUGAUGAGGAAGGCCAUGUCAAAUUAACUGAUUUUGGACUUUCCAAGGACCUAAACGCUACAUCAGGUGCUCAAACAUUCUGUGGCACCUACGAAUACAUAGCUCCAGAGAUUGCACAGCAUCAACCUUACAGUUAUGAAGUAGAUUGGUGGGCAAUCGGCAUUCUCGCUUACGAAAUGGUUAUGCAAGUCACACCAUUCUUCGAUAAGAGUCAGAGCCGCAUUUUGGAGAAGAUUGUAAAUGAAGAUGUUUCUUUUCCAGUUGAAAUUCCAUCAGAACUUGCUUCUUUGAUCGCAAUGCUACUUAGAAAAGAUCCAAAGAAACGUGCAAAGUACGAAGAUGUCAUCCAUCACCCGUUCUUUAGCGGAGUUAACUGGGAUGACGUCUACCAGAGGAAAAUAAAGCCUUAUUACAUUCCAGACAAAGUAGAGACAGAAGCUAAAAAGCAGAAAGAUAAUAAUGAAGAUGAUACUGCAAUGGAUAGCUACGGAACUCCUGUUCUUGGUGAUGAAGCAAACGUAUCCGGAUUUUCUUUCACCGGACUGAGUGAUAGCGAUGUCCCUGAGCCGUCUCAGAUAGAUGCUAAAAAGGAACUUUCAGUUCCUGAUCUGCUUUUGUUCCCUGAAUUUAAUUAA
This is a messenger RNA of Trichomonas vaginalis G3, 1353 nucleotides long. RefSeq names its product protein serine/threonine kinase protein. Gene Ontology annotation, molecular function: protein serine/threonine kinase activity; ATP binding. The transcript has a single exon. The coding region runs from base 1 to 1353 and encodes 450 amino acids. NCBI's taxonomy places the organism in Eukaryota, Parabasalia, Trichomonadida, Trichomonadidae. Gene Ontology annotation, biological process: protein phosphorylation. The record is from RefSeq and is a predicted model, not a curated record.